AUGAAUGACCAGGACCGUUUUCACUCUCCCCUCUGGUGUGUGAAUUACCCAAUCGAGUUAUGCUAUUCUUCUAGCUGUCUAACACAUCCCCUCUCAUCUAAUUAUUGCUGUUGUUUUCAAUGCACAUAUCUUUCCCUCAAAUUGUGUGGCAUGAACGAAGAUACAGUUGUUUCUUGGAGAAACUCCUUUUGUACGAUGGAAAACGCAAGGAAUCUGGAGCAAACGAUCCCACCAGUUAGUGUCCCUUGUCAAGCUGAAGACUCUGCUCAUCCCUCGCUGCAGCAGGGCUCAUUGUUCCCCUCUCGAUUUUCUCGGUGCGUGAGUCCAGGCUCCAUGCCGCUCCAACCAGAUGCAGUUGUAGACGACCAGGCGGAGCCCACUUCGCCGCCGAUAUCACACAACCAAAAUGAUGCCACAUCGAACCCGAAUGCUCCUGACGCAUCCGUAGCACCGCGACCGGUGGAAGCCUGUGCCAUAAGCACAUUGGUUAAUGACGAUUCCUCUACCUUCCAUCGGUCGCUGGAUGCGCCUGAAGUUGUAAAGUCACCCGCGCUAACAGUAAGGAGACGUAAGAUUGUCGCGGGAAGUAAUUCCUUCCGCGGCUCAACUCAACUUGCCCAGAACUCUGUCAGUGAUUUUAGCCUAUCCAGGCAACACGUCGACGAUUUUUCACUUACCGAUGCGGAGAGCAAACAUACUAAUGGAAUGUCCUUCAGCUCUCAUGUUGCUGCGAUCCCCAUGCAUGCGGUUGCGAGCUUGCUGUUCACAACACAGAGGAGGUCAUUGAUGGGACAUUACUUCCACACGUGGUGGAGGUGCGCCUUGCUCGCUCGCCAAAUUGGGGCUAAUUUCAGAAGUCCCGAAUCAUCAAGAGAGGCUGCAUCGACAGAUUUGAGGAAGGCAGUGAGUGUCGCGCAAGCGAACCAGUUGUUAGGCAGGACGGAGAUCCCUCACUUGAACCGGCCCGCGCUAAUGUCAUGCGACAGUUCCGUAAACGCCUCGCCAUUCACUUCGCCCGUAAAAAGAGGGAUCUCAACGGGAAAGUGUGUACCCAGCUGCUGCGCCCCGUCGUCGAGAGCUUCGUCUGCUCACCGGAGCCCUGGAAUGCUGCUGGUCCCAUUUGGCCCCACGAGAGGCCAGUCCCCAGCCGUGCGGGGGCUUCAAAGGUUGAGCAUAGGAAAUUUGCAAUGUUCAAGAGAUUUCUGCACGGGUAUGACAAGGGAGACCCGAUCCGACAGUGGAAGUAGCGGCACCGACCAACGCCCACCAGCGAUUUCAGUAGAUAUGCUCCACGUUUAUACGAGCAUAUUAACGGAAGAGGAGUGGGGGGCUCGCACCACAGUUAUGCGAGAAGAGGCUUCCGAACGCUACAAAAUUCAAACGCUCACAAGUGAGGUAUUAGAUCGAGAUUUUAAGGAAGCUUUGUGUAGGAGGAGGGCUGUCAUGCUUCGUGGAUGCCCGCAAUCGGAUGGUUUGCGAAGAGCAAAAGGUGGCGGUAAAAGGGAAGCUUGUGUUGACCGCCACCACUUACCGGGGCGGCCGGAGGGUUCGAGUGAGCGUCAAGGGUGUGCUCCGUUACCAAACUCAGCGGCCGCGAUAUGCGUGCUGCCGGAAGCUGCAAAUGCUCCGAAAAGCGAAAGUAAAGAUGACCCCUUAAACGGCCUCAUGGCGUGUACUUCUCCUCCAUCGUCUCACGGCUGCAACCCACUAACAGCCGGGCCCGUAGGCAAUACAGCGGGUGUGUCUCAUGGAAUACUACCCAACUCGUGCGCUUCUUUAGCAAGCAGUGGCGCUCACGCAGAGAACAGCAUCUCCAUUUGCAUAUCCAACUGUUCCGAAAACACGGUGGAAUCAGGUCGACCUCACAAUCCCUCCGAAGCCCCAAAAGGGGACACAACAGAGCCGAUCAGGGAGCCGUUGGGAUCGUCCAAACCCCAAAAAGAUGAUACGACCGCUGCAGACUGCACGGAAGCCAAAAAAUUAUUGGACGACUCAUUGGAGCUUGACCUUCAGAGGUAUUUGCAGCUGGAUUUAGUGGAUAGGGAACGUGAGGAUAGGCUUCGCAUCGUAAAGAAGUACCGCAAUGGUCUACAGCAACUGUUAAACAUUUUCUUUGGGAAGAAGCACUGUCGAACACGUCCUAAUGAUACUAGUAAUCAAAAUUAA
Messenger RNA from Trypanosoma brucei brucei TREU927, 2166 nucleotides. RefSeq lists its product as hypothetical. Bases 1 to 2166 code for a protein of 721 amino acids. The transcript has a single exon. NCBI's taxonomy places the organism in Eukaryota, Euglenozoa, Kinetoplastea, Trypanosomatida, Trypanosomatidae. The record is from RefSeq and is a predicted model, not a curated record.